CACCCUCUAUUUACCGGACACACGACAGUACUCAGAAAUUGAGCGGAAGAGACCAAUAUCAUAAUCAGGGACACCGCGUUUCUGCUUCAGUCCAGCUCCGUCCUCACUCCCUCUCCUCUCCCGCCUCUCUCGGCCUCCUCUCUCUCUUCCAGGCAGUCAGCCUCUCUGCAGAUACAGAUACGAAGACUCCUUGAACAGCUGGCCUAAGAGAGCGCAGCUGAAUUCUCACAGCCAUCAACUUGUGGACCGUCAACCGUAGCCCUUCAACCCAUCAACCGCAAGUGCCACGCCACACGCCUGUCUCCUGUGCCGCUAAGAGAGUGGACUAAAAAUGUCGCUCCAAGCACUUGCGUUGACAGCUGUGGCCCUGACACUCGUCGCAUCAUCGACGGGUCAGGUCAUCCGCAACAUCACAUUCGACCCCGAGAGUCUGCUGAGAGUCCCCGCUGAGACGUCGCACUCAGUCACGUGGUUCUCAGACGCAGACGCUGAGGUGGUGCGCAUCGAAGCCAGCAUGGAGGAUGAGUUUGUAGCGAUAGUGGCGGCCACUAGUAAGCCAGUGAAGGGACAACUGGACGACAAUUUCACGCACUCUGGCCACGUCAACAUCAGCGCCCUCUUCAUCGGCUACAACACCCUCGAAGUGACGCUCUUUGACGAGUUCAAUAACAGCGUCGCCAACGGCAGCAUGAAGAUGACGGUGUUGCUCGCCUAUCAAGAGCUCAACGAUAUUUUCACUUGGCUGAUGGCGGUUCUCGUGGCCAUCCUGUACCUGAUCAUGGGCGCCACCCUAGAUCUGGAGAUCGUCAAGGGCAUCAUCAAGAAGCCAGUAGGACCUGCCGUGGGGGUCUUCUGCCAAUACGUUCUCAUGCCAGCGAUCUCCUUCCUGCUGGGCCUCGCCCUCUUCCCGGACGACCCUCUCCUGCGCCUGGGACUCUUUCUGAACGGCAGCUGCCCCGGCGGAGGAGCCUCGAACAUGUGGACGCACCUGCUGGGGGGCUCCCUCGACCUGUCCAUCAUGAUGACCUUCAUAUCGACCGUCACUGCCUUCGCUGCCGUGCCGUUCUGGGUGCUGGUGAUCGGCCCCGUGAUCCUCGCAGGCGGCCAGUUCACGAUUCCCUUCUUCGACAUUUUUAUCACCGUUAUCUCUCUUAUCAUCCCGUGUGGCAUCGGCAUCUUGAUCCAGAUCUACUUCCCCAAGACAGUGAAAUACUUCGAGAAACUGCUGACCCCGAUGUCGGCGUUCAACCUCAUCUUCAUCUUCACUUUCGGAAUCUACGCUUAUCUGUACGUCUUCGAGAUCUUCACGUGGAGG
Molecule: messenger RNA, 1315 nt
Organism: Penaeus monodon (black tiger shrimp)
Lineage: Eukaryota; Metazoa; Arthropoda; Malacostraca; Decapoda; Penaeidae
Product: ileal sodium/bile acid cotransporter-like
Cellular component (GO): membrane
Source: RefSeq, a predicted model, not a curated record